AUGUCUAAAUUAGUUCAACAAGUUAACUUCGGUAACACUGGUAUCAAGAUUUCCCCAAUCAUUGUUGGGUGCAUGUCUUAUGGUUCCAAAGAGUGGGCCCCAUGGGUUCAAGAUGAUAAGGAGAAGGUCUUCACCAUAUUGAAACAUUGUUACGAUCGUGGUCUACGUACUUUUGAUACUGCUGAUGUUUACUCAAAUGGUUACAGUGAAAGAUUACUCGGUGAGUUUUUGAAAAAAUAUAAUAUUAGAAGAGAAACUGUGGUUAUCUUAACCAAAUUAUUUGCUCCUGUGGAUGAAUCUCUUAAAUUCAAGUUUGCUGAUCCUUCCACCUCUGAAAAUAUCCUCUUAGAUUUGACUAAUCAACAAGGUCUAUCCCGUAAGCAUAUUAUGCAAGCUGUCAAAAAUUCAGUGGAGAGAUUAGGAACUUAUAUUGAUGUUUUACAAAUCCAUAGAUUUGAUCCAAACACCCCAAUUAAGGAAACAAUGAAGGGCUUGAACGAUGUUAUUGAAGGAGGUGACGUAAGAUACAUUGGUGCCUCCUCCAUGUUACCAACUCAAUUCGUGGAAAUGCAAGGAAUUGCUGAUAAGCAUGACUGGUUCCAAUUUGUUAAUGUCCAAUCCUGUUACAAUUUAGUUUAUAGGGAAGAUGAACGUGAUUUGUUCCAAUAUUGUAAAAAACACAAUAUUGCAUUAACUCCAUGGUCCCCAAACCACCAAGGUUUAUUGACAAGACCUGUUGGUGUGGAAUCUACUAGAUCCUCUAAGGAUACUUUUAUUAACGCGACGAAAAUGAAAGAAAUGGACCCUGCAGAAGUGGAAAUUAUUAACCGUAUUGAAGAAUUAUCAAAGAAGAAGAAUGUUCCAAUGGCUGUGCUUUCAACUGCAUGGGUCUUGUCCAAACAAUGCUCCCCAAUUGUCGGAAUGAGUUCAAUUAACCGUGUUGAUGAAGCUAUUACCGCACUUGAUGUUACUUUCACUGAAGAGGAAAUAAAAUAUUUGGAAGAACCUUACAAACCAAAGAACUUUUUUUUUUAG
Molecule: messenger RNA, 1035 nt
Organism: Naumovozyma castellii
Lineage: Eukaryota; Fungi; Ascomycota; Saccharomycetes; Saccharomycetales; Saccharomycetaceae
Product: aldo/keto reductase
Exons: 1
Coding region: 1-1035 (344 amino acids)
Source: RefSeq, a predicted model, not a curated record